Cryptosporidium ubiquitum is the source of this 1965-nucleotide messenger RNA. RefSeq lists its product as uncharacterized. NCBI's taxonomy places the organism in Eukaryota, Apicomplexa, Conoidasida, Eucoccidiorida, Cryptosporidiidae. Gene Ontology annotation, molecular function: protein disulfide isomerase activity. Gene Ontology annotation, cellular component: endoplasmic reticulum. The record is from RefSeq and is a predicted model, not a curated record. The coding region runs from base 1 to 1965 and encodes 654 amino acids. Gene Ontology annotation, biological process: protein folding; response to endoplasmic reticulum stress. The transcript has a single exon.
AUGAAUUAUUUUCUUUUGGUGCAUACAGCUUACCUGAUAUUUACUUUGAUAGGUUUUGGUUUUGGAGAAGAGCUUCGUCUCUCAAAGUUUAAUGAGUUUGGAACUAGUACUACUACUACUAAUAAUAAUAAUAAUAAUAGUAGUACCAGUAUACAUUCUUCAAACAAUUUAGCCAAUACUACUACUUCUACUGGUACUAGUACAUUCAUGAUCACGAAUACCAUGAUUACUAGUAGAAUUAAUGAAAGUAAUAUUGGACAACAAUUGACGACUCCAGGGCCAAAAUUCGUUCAGAAUCCAUCAAAUCAAGGUUCAAUAGACAAUGAAGAGUCUUCAGUAAAACAAUUAGGAUUGGAAGAUCUCUCAGAAUUUAUUAAGAUUGACUCAGUUGUAUUAUUUUAUGUACCAUGGUGUGUAUAUUGUCGUGGAAUUAUGCCCGAAUUUGAAAAGGUUGCAGUUAUGCUUAAAGGAAAAAAGAUAAGCUUUGGAAAAAUUGAUUGUAAUGAGCAUCGUAAAGCAGUAUUAUUAGAACAAAUAAUAAGAUUCCCAACAGUGAAAAUAUACUCAGAAGGCCAAAGUCGAUAUUAUUCUGGACUUCCAAAUUCUGUUUCUAUGAUCAACUUUAUAAAUGGGGAAUUUAACCGAGAUAUUUUAAUUUCUGAUUUGAAGGUUUUUAGUGUCUUUUUAAAUGUAGACAAUGAUUCUAUUAAGGUAAUAGCAAUAAUUGACCAUGAAGAACGUGAGGGGGAAAGUGGUAUAACAUCUUUAGUUUCUUCUUCUUAUACAAAACUCAGCCGUAAGUAUCAUAAUAUUUUCUUUGCACAUACUUUAAGUAAUAACACUGAAGUUCUGAAAUAUAUUGAAGAUUAUUCAUCAAAAGAUAAAAAUUCGAAGAGUAUAACUCCUAAUAAAAUAAAGGAAAAUACUCUAGCAAUUUUCACGCCUUGGAAUGAUGAUACAAAUGAACAUUAUGAUUAUGAUAAAAAUAAUCUGAAAAAUAAGCAUGGAUUAAUUCUGAUUGAUAAAGUUGACUUUAAAGACUUUGAUUAUUUAGAAAAACAAAUUUUAAAAUACCAAUAUCCUUUGGUGAUUGAGUUUAAUCCUCUAAUUGCCCAAAAGUUAUUUUUAGGUGAAAAAACACUUUCCUUUCUCUUUAUUAAAGAUGAUGUGCCAAACUUUAAAGUAAUAAUGGAAAGAUAUAAAAAAAUUGCGAGCCAAUUUAGAGGAGAGAUUUUAUUUAUAAAUUCAGGAACUACUCUUGCUCAUGAAAGAAGAAUUGCCCAAGUAUUAAUACAAGAAGACUGCUUACUUCCUUGCAUUUCCAUAAUAAGGUUUCCAAAGAAUGAUGAAGGGAAAGUGAUUACACCCAGCUUACCGAAUAUGCCUCCAAUUAAACGUCCUCAAGCUCCACUAGUUUAUAGGUCUGAAUUUUCUGGUCCAGAGUUACUCAAAGACUCAAAUCUUGAACAUUUUAUUCAAGACUUUGCAUCUGGAAGACUGAAUCCUUAUUUUAAAAGCGAAGAGCCGCCAUCUGAAGAAGAUAAUGAUGGACCUGUUCGUAUAGUAGUUUCAAAAACGUUCAAAAAAGAAGUUAUUGAAUCAAAUUUGGAUGUAUUAAUAGUUUUUUAUGCUCCAUGGUGUGGACAUUGUAGGAAAUUAGAACCUGAUUAUAAUAUACUUGCUCAAAGACUUCGUGGUAUUAAUGAUAAACUGAGGAUUGCAAAGAUUGAUGGAUCUCAAAAUGAAGUUGAAAAUAUUCAAAUUUUAGGAUAUCCCUCUAUUUUAUUGUUUAAGUUAGGAAAGAAGACUGAACCAAUUUUGUAUAGUGGCGACAGAUCCGUUGCAAAUAUGAUAGAAUGGAUCUCUAAAAAUACUAGUUUCAAGUUUGACUAUCUUCAGUAUUUAAAUCCUGAGUUAGCUUUUGAAGAUGAUGAUCUUGAUAUGGCAUUUUCUCACGAAUUAUAA